AUGGAUUUUUUUUUUCUGUUUCAGAAGGAAGACAUCAUUAAUGCAGAAAGGGACGAAAGACUGUCUCUUCGGAAGCAUCGCUUCAUGCAUUUUGCAUCAUUGGAAUAUGAAGGAGAAUAUUACAUGACACCAAGAGAUUUCUUGUUCUCAGUAAUGUUUGAUCAAGUUGAACGUAAAGCCUCAGCCAAGAAACUGACAAAAAAGGAGGUAGAUGCUGCACUCCUGUGUGUUGCCAAAGCUAAACCAGGACCGACCUUUUUUAGAGAGCUUGGUGAUAAAGGGUUGAUAUCUUAUGCAGAGUACCUAUUUUUGCUGACAAUUCUUACGAAACCCCAGACUGGAUUUCAGAUUGCCUUUAAAAUGUUGGAUACAGAUGGCAAUGAACAAGUUGAAAAGAAAGAAUUCUUUAAGCUACAGAGAAUCAUUGGGAAGGAAGAUGAUUUGAAAACACCUGGAGAUGAACGAGUAUUUCGGGGAGCAGAACUGGAAAGCUCUGGUGUUAAUACCAUGUUGCUGGUACAUUUCUUUGGAAAAGAAGGAAAGGAAAAACUUCGCUAUUCUGAGUUUUUCAGAUUCAUGGAAAAUCUGCAAACAGAAGUCCAAGAAAUGGAAUUCAUAAAGUUUUCGAAGGGUUUGAAUGUCAUGAGAAAAGAAGACUUUGCAGAAUGGUUACUGUACUUCACCGAUGAGGAAAACAAUGAAAUUUACUGGCAGAAUGUGAAAGACAGAAUUGAGGCAGGAGAGAAUAUCAGUUUGGAAGAAUUCAAGACUUUUUGCAAGUUUACAAACAACCUGGAAGACUUUUCUAUUGCCAUGCAGAUGUUUACUGUAGCUAAUCGUCCUGUUAAACGGGCUGAGUUCAAGAGAGCAGUGAAGGUGGCAACAGGACAGGAGCUCUCAGAUAAUGUUUUGGAUACCAUCUUCAAGAUUUUUGAUCUAGAUGGAGAUGACUGCCUGAGCCAUGGCGAGUUUCUUGGAGUCCUGAGGAACCGAAUUCAUCGAGGUUUGAGGGUACCGCAACAGCAAGGCAUUCAAGGUUACUGGAAGUGUGUGAAAAGAGAAAGCAUUAAAGGAGCCAAAGAAGUGUGGAAGCAAACUGGGAAAAGUCCUUUUUAA
Messenger RNA from Nipponia nippon (crested ibis), 1116 nucleotides. NCBI's taxonomy places the organism in Eukaryota, Metazoa, Chordata, Aves, Pelecaniformes, Threskiornithidae. The record is from RefSeq and is a predicted model, not a curated record.